AUGGGCGUCUCCUUCCAGCCGUUGGGUGUGGCAGGCCCCGGAGUCCCUUCUGAGUGCCUGCUGGAGGUGCCUUUCGAGGCGUACACCGACUCGCCCAAUACCAACGGUCGCGCCAACGAAGUCAAGGGAAACACGACCGUGCGAGUCAAAGCGAUCCCACGCGCUCAGGCGGGGCCGCGCCCCCGUGGAUGGCGCCUGUCGUUGGCGGGCUUCCUCCCGUCCAGGUUUACGACUCGCCGGCCUGCUGAUCGCGGCGACGCUUUGCCUAUACUUGCAGAAGACCCGCCGCGCAGGCAGCGAUCCUGUCGGUCGUGCUUGGGGCGGUGGCUUAUGCGGGGAUUCCUGGGCUUCUUCAUCAUGCUAGGGAUCAUCCAGUUUAUCUCGAUCGCCUGCGCCAUCGGGCUUACCUUCUUCCCGGACGAAUACGGCCGUGCAGCACGCUCCUGGAUGGACCCGAUUGCCGACGCCGACGCCGAUGAAACCACGCACUGGCCGACCGAUCUAUCCCGCGAGGUCUUCCCCGUUGGCUGUCACUCACACAACGACUACUGGCGCCGGAUCCCGCUGUUCUCCGCUCUGCAGGCUGGCUGCAUCGGUGUCGAGGCCGACGUUUGGCUGUUCGACGAGGAGCUCUACGUGGGCCACACUAGGUCCGCGCUGACGAAGCGCCGCACGCUGCGAUCCUUAUACGUCGACCCGCUGGUGCGCAUCCUGGAGCGCCAGAACCCAGUCACCCCGUUCCAGCGCACGCCCGACCAACCCCCGCACGGGGUCUUCGAUACCGAUCCUGGCCAGACGCUUAUCCUGCUGAUCGACUUCAAAACCGAUGGCGCGGCGACCUGGCCGGCUGUGAUAACCCAGCUGGCGCCGCUGAGGGACCGUGGUUAUCUCACGUUCUUCAAUGGGCGCGAUAUCAUCCCCGGACCAGUGACAGUGGUAGGAACGGGCAAUACACCGUUCGACCUGCUCACGGCCAACGCGACAUACCGGGACGUUUUCUUUGACGCCCCGCUUGACAAGCUGGUCGACGACGACGGCAUCGACCCUGUAGAGAUAGGCACGUUUGUAUCGAGGGUGACACGCUCCGCCGGACUGGGACAGGGCCUCUCCGGGAUGCCGGAGCGCAUUGACUCGCACACGUUCAACAUCACGAACAGCUACUACGCCUCGGUGUCGUUCAAAAAGGCCGUUGGAUUUCCCUGGCCGUUUCACUUCACACCGCACCAGAUGGACCUCAUCCGGUCCCAGGUCCGGAACGCGCACCGCCACGGCCUCAAGGUGCGCUACUGGGGGCUGCCGAGCUGGCCGACCAGUCUGCGCAAUCAUAUCUGGCGGAUCCUGCUUCAGGAGGGGGUGGACAUGCUCAAUGUGGAUGAUCUGGCGGCUGCUACCAAGGGCGAUUGGAAGAUUAAGAUCUUCGACUGGUGGUUCUAG
Molecule: messenger RNA, 1434 nt
Organism: Penicillium canariense
Lineage: Eukaryota; Fungi; Ascomycota; Eurotiomycetes; Eurotiales; Aspergillaceae
Exons: 2
Coding region: 1-1434 (477 amino acids)
Biological process (GO): lipid metabolic process
Molecular function (GO): phosphoric diester hydrolase activity
Source: RefSeq, a predicted model, not a curated record